Molecule: messenger RNA, 7492 nt
Organism: Gallus gallus (chicken)
Lineage: Eukaryota; Metazoa; Chordata; Aves; Galliformes; Phasianidae
Gene: MEF2D
Product: myocyte enhancer factor 2D
Exons: 14
Coding region: 1168-2883 (571 amino acids)
Biological process (GO): cell differentiation; positive regulation of transcription by RNA polymerase II
Molecular function (GO): histone deacetylase binding; RNA polymerase II cis-regulatory region sequence-specific DNA binding; DNA-binding transcription factor activity, RNA polymerase II-specific
Source: RefSeq, a predicted model, not a curated record
CCCCCUCCGCCGCUUCAAAACAAACCGUCACCAAAAUGGUGCAGAGGUGACGGAGGGAGAGGGAGGAAGGGGAAGAAGAAGGGGAAGAGGUGCCCGGCGUUGCGGGGACAGGUGAGAAAGGGCUGAUGGGGGGGAGGGGGUAUCCCCUAUGUAUCCCCUAUGUAUCCCCUAUGGGCGCUGCGUGCGGGGUGUUGGGGGGGGGGGGGGGUUGAUUGGCAAGAGCAGCUUUAGGGUGAAGCGAGCGGUGCGGCUCCGCUGCCUUGGCCGGCUGCCGCCGUGGGGCUGACAGCUGCGAUUGUUUGUUCCCGCGGCCCCUCCUGGGGGGAGUGGGGGUGGUGAGGGGGGGUCCCGCGUCGCCACCGCCGUUGGACAGCGGCCCGAGCCCGGCGGUGCCCCCGCCGCGGAGCGCUGCGUGGCUCGGGGCGGCCCGAGGCGGCCGCUGCCCGACGGUCUUCUUGCCUUCCCCAGCUCGUUCCUCGGCUUCGUUCUUGCGUUCCAUUUCGUCUUUCGUUUUAUUAUUGCGUUUUAAAUUUUCACCUCGCGCAGCCGGCGCUUCCCUCCUCGUUUUUUCCCCACUGCUCCGAGGGGGCCCUUCCUCCCUUCCUCCCUUCUCCCCCGGUUGCUGCCAAUCCCCGCAGCCCCCUCCCUCCCGGUCAGCCCCACAGCUGCCCCCUUCCCCCCCCACCCCCCCCCCAUCAACCCGCGUGGCUUUUCGUGCUGCCCAUUCUCCGCCACCCAAGGGACGGGGCUGUCCCACCCCCAGCACGCUGCCACCCUCCCACUCCCCCUCCUCCAGGCGAGGAGCAGCACUUCGGGUGCAGGUUUUUAGGCUUUCCCAGCGGUGGGGACGAGCAGCCCGGUGGAGCCGGGUGGAUGAUUCCUUCUAACGGAGCCGUUGUUGCUUUUUGGAUGGAGCAGCAUCCCGACCUUUCCGCACGCGCCGCGCCGAGCUCUGCGAGGUUUCUGAUGGCUCAGCCCCACUGGAUUCGCCGGAGGGUGCCAUGAACUGAGCGCCCAGCUCCGUUUCGUUUGCUUUCCUUUGGUUCUUCAUCGCUCCCUCUCCCGUGCAUUUUUCAUGAGAACGUUUUUAAAAGGGGGUUCCUCUCGCACUCCCCCCCCCCCCCCCCGAGCGACGCUGUGCUGCUCCGGUGAGGAUCUCCUGAGAAGAUGGGGAGGAAAAAGAUCCAGAUCCAGCGGAUCACGGAUGAGCGGAACCGGCAGGUGACCUUCACCAAGCGUAAGUUCGGCUUGAUGAAGAAAGCCUACGAGCUGAGCGUGUUGUGCGACUGCGAGAUCGCCCUGAUCAUUUUCAACCACUCCAACAAGCUGUUCCAGUAUGCCAGCACCGACAUGGACAAGGUGCUGCUUAAGUACACUGAGUACAACGAGCCCCAUGAGAGCCGGACCAAUGCGGACAUCAUUGAGACGUUAAGAAAGAAAGGUUUUAAUGGCUGUGACAGCCCGGAACCCGACGGAGAUGACUCGAUAGACCAGAGCCCCUUGAUGGAGGAUAAAUACCGUAAAGGCAGCGAGGAUCUGGAUAUCCUGUUCAAGCGAUACGGUGCGCUGAACAAGAAGCACAGGGAGUGCGAAAGCCCGGAAGGGGAUGAAGUGUUUGCACUGACCCCGCAGACGGAGGAGAAAUAUAAAAAGAUUGAUGAGGAGUUUGAUAAAAUGAUGCAGAGUUACCGGCUCGCAUCCGCAGUGCCCACGCCAAACUUUGCCAUGCCAGUGACGGUUCCCGUGACCAACCAGAACACACUGCAGUUCAGCAGCCCGGGCAGCUCGUUGGUGACCCAAUCCUUGGUGACCUCGUCGCUGACCGACCCCCGGCUCCUCUCCCCACAGCAGCCAACACUGCAGAGGAAUACGGUGUCCCCAGGGCUGCCGCAGCGGCCAGCCAGUGCAGGGGCGAUGCUUGGGGGUGACCUGAACAACACCAACGGAGCCUGCCCGAGCCCCGUGGGCAACGGCUACGUGAGUGCUCGUGCCUCCCCCGGUCUCCUUCCCGUCUCCAACGGCAGCACUUUGGGCAAGAUCAUCCCGGCCAAAUCCCCUCCGCCGCCACCCCACAGCACCCAGCUCGCCUCCAACAGCCGCAAGCCGGACCUGCGCGUCAUCACCUCGCAGAGCGGCAAAGGGCUGAUGCACCACCUGACGGAGGAUCACUUGGCUCUGCAGAACACGCAGCGGUUAGGUGUCUCCCAAGCGACUCACUCUCUAACCACGCCGGUUGUUUCUGUUGCCACCCCGAGCCUGCUGACACAGGGGCUGCCGUUCUCCGCCAUGCCGACCGCAUACAACACAGAUUAUCAGCUGACGAGUGCUGAGUUAUCUUCGCUGCCAGCAUUCAGCUCACCUGGUGGGUUGUCCCUUGGCAACAUCUCUGCCUGGCAGCAGCAGCAGCAGCAGCAGCAGCAGCAACAGCAGCAGCAGCAGCAGCAACAACAGCAACAGCAGCAGCAGCAGCAACAACAGCAGCAGCAGCAGCAGCAACAGCAGCAGCAACAGCAGCAGCAGCAGCACCUGGUUCCUGUAUCACUAGGAAAUUUAAUACAAGGGAGCCACUUGUCCCACACCACCACUUUGACUGUCAACACCAACCCCAACAUCAGCAUCAAGUCGGAGCCCGUCUCGCCCAACCGGGAACGAAACACUGCCACCCCACUCAGCACCUUCCCCCACCAGCCCCGCCAUGAGCCCACCGGCCGCUCGCCUGUCGACAGCCUCAGCAGCAACACCAGCUCCUACGAGGGCAGCGAGCGAGACGAUCCCACUCGCACCGACUUCAGCUCCACCCUGGGGCUGCUGCGCCCUGGUGGUGAGCCCGAGGGGGAGAGCCCUUCGGUGAAACGCAUGCGGUUGGAUACCUGGGUCACAUAACGGGUCCCUAUCAUCCCCGGGAGCGCCGCUGGCUUGCAGCGGGGAGGGGAGGGGGGGGUUGGGAUUCUGGGGACAAAACGGGUUUUAGGGGUUGGGGUGGGGAGAUUAUCAUAAACUGCCUGAGAAAUAGCUUUAGGAUUUUGUAGGCAUUCAUUCUAGCACAACGGGCGACGCACGCAGUUCUUACAGCCGGGAGCUGCAAGUUCCAGGGUGGGUGGCACAGAAAUCAAAGGGAGACGGAGCGGAGAUGGGGGCCGUGGGGCUGCGCUGGUGCAGCGAUGCGGGCGCUGAGCCUCCCCGAUGGCUGCCCCACAGCCUGGGCAGGGGAGGAUGGUUCAGCCCCACGGAAAGAGGCUGCGUGCUGCAGCAUCGCUUGGAGGCGUGGGGGGAACACGAGACAGGUUUAAAGCUUGAUCUUUGCUGUUUGGGUGUGAGGUGGUUGUGGACGUCGUCCUUCCCUGCAGAGAAGGGAGCGCGUCUGCUUCUGGCCACGGUCAUCCAAAGGCUGCAGCCACCUCUGCUGAGGUCCCACUGAGCCCUGCAGGGUGCUCGGCUGUGGCAGGGCUGGUUUGGGAGAAACAGUGGUUUUACCAAACAAAACGUGCAGGUGUGUUUAAAACGCGUUCCCUGCUCUAUAUGUGUGUCAAAGCUUUAAGUCAGAAGCUAGGAGUAAAUCGUUGUUAUUUAAGGGUUGCCACUGAAAUAACACCCUUAGGGAUUUUGCCUGAAGGCCUCGGAAGGAGUUGAGCUGAGCUGUGCAGGAUCUCUGCAGCAGCCUCAGCCACUUGGUUCAGUGGAAGGAAAAAGGGCACGAGGGAAGCAGGGGAAGUUCUGGAGCUGCUUCGCGGUGCCAUCUCCGCCCCCAUCCCUGCUCAGGAUAGUGAGGACAGUCCUCACACCACACCAUUCCUGUCCACUGAAGCUUGUGGUUGCAGAAUGGCACAGAACCUGCCCCAACACCUGAACUCAUCCUGCUCCAGGGCCACAGGGAGGUCCCUGGGGGAUGGGGGCUGUGCGUCUGCCUCCUUCCAGAGACCCCAGCAGAGUUAGAGGGGUUCCAGCCCAACCUGUUGCAGCGGGACAGAUUGUAAUGGAAUGAAUGUGGGCAGCUUAAGGCGAGCGAAUAGGGGAAGUCCUCCGAAAAUCCGGGUGGGAGUGAAUGGUGAUGGCUGUGGAGAGGCAGCACGGAGCCGACGCAGCCCCACAUCCCUGCGCAGCGCUGCAGAGGCGUGCAGGCAGCAAUCUCCUGCUGAAAACCUUUGAGAAGCCCCAUUUGCCACCGUUUAUCCAUAGGCUGAUUGAGUUCUGAAUGUGAAACGUUGGCGUUCCUCUCCCAUUGCGGCACGCAGUGGGGGACCCACGCGGGCAGAUUCUGUGCCGUGCACCCCAAUCCUCCUCUCUCCGCCUCAAACCCUUCACGGUGUGCACCGGGCUUCUUGUCCACGCCGAGGUGACGUGGAUCUGCCCCCACGUCCCAACUCCGUCCCUCUGUCCCAGCUCUGUCCCCGUGUCCAUCCAGGAAGCAGCCACACCGCCAGCACCCGGCGGCCCUGCGUGCAUCGGACCCGCACGGCAGCUCUUUGCACGGCCUCGCUUUGGAAAUUAGGUGGGAUUGACGAUGUCUCGUCGCUCUCAUUUCCUUUUCUUUUUUUCCUGACCGUCCUGCAAGAAAAAAUAACGCCGCAACCGAACGUUUUCCGGCCCCUCAAAGGAGCGGGAGGGCGGCAGUGCGGCGCUUGGAGGGCGACGGAACAUUUCUGCUCAUUGACUUCACGCCCUGACUUCACAUCUCAGAGAGCCAGAAAAAAAAAAAGGAAAAAAAAUCCAAAAAAAAAAAAGAAAGAAAAGAAACAGAACGCACCCAUAAAGCAUCACUGCUUUCAGCCAUGCGGAGUUGGGCUGCUUGGUGUGCACCCAUCCAUUGCCAUGCUGCACCAAGCCGUGCCAAACCGGAGCGCAUCCGCAGCAGCGCAGUGCCAGGACUCUACGGCUCAGCAUUGACGCAUUGGGUUGGCACGCUGGGAUCCUCUCCAUCCCAUCAUGAGCUCGGGGUGUCAUCGUUAUGCCCAGGUCAUUAAUUCCCCAUAAGAGUCCAGGAAACUCCUCCUAAUUUUCAAAAGACAACGAGAAACGACAAUCUUAAGAAACCAACACCCUCCUUUGCGCUUCUAUAAAUCCGUUCGGAUCUUUGCCGUUUUAUUUCUCGUGCUCAUCUGUACUGUUGACAGUUACAAUUGUGUAUAAUUUUUCUUUUUUUUUUUUUUUUAAUUUGGGAUUUUUGCGUUGUAUAGGGUUUAGUUUGAAUAUAUAUAUAUAUAUAUUUUUCCCAUUUUUUUUUUUUAAAGGGGUGUUGCAAAAAAAAACAAACGAAAAGAAAACCACACACACACACACACAAAAUAAUUGCACGGUUGAAAUGACAAUAGUUAAAAUGCUGCAGUUUUUAAGAGACGUGGAAGCAAAACGGAGCUUAUUUAUUCUCAAAGGCUAUCAAAUGCAUGAAGAAAAAAACCAACCUUUACAUUAAAAAAACGAAAAAAAAACCAAAAAAGCAGAGAGAGGAAAGGUGGAACCCGAGCAAAGCGUGGCGAUACGGAUCGGAGACGGCGACAAAAAAAAAAGACAAAAAAAAAAAGACAAAAAAAAAAACAACCCAAAACCAAAACCCAGCUAAUCUGUUGUGUUUGGGCUAUAGUUUGCUUUUUUUGUUUUUAAUGGUUCCUUUUUUUCUUUUUUUUUCUUUUUUUUUUUUUUUUUUCCGGAGAAUGAAAUACAAUUGUGUAUAUUUUCCUAUGAGAAGUACGCACUGAUGUGUUUCGGAUAUGCUAUCGUUGCUUUACUGAAAGCGUGGUUGCUUCACCAAAGCCUGGUUCUGAUCUGUACCCCCAUAGCCCCCCAUAACCCCCCACCCCCCACACCUACCCACCCCGCUGACCCCGUGGUCCCCCCCUCCCCGUCCCCCCCCCCGCCGUGUGCUCCCAUGGCACAGUGGGAUGUGGGUGGGGGGCGCUGGGGGGUGUGGGGCAGCGGGCAGCCCCUGGUUGGGCACCGUGCGCUGCGAGGAGCGGCACUGCUCUGCCCUCAGCCCCAUAGGGGGGGAUGCGUGUCCAUGUGCCCCCCCUGGGACCUCCGGCGCUGGGGAGGACGCUGAAUGCAGGAGGAUGGAGGUGAGGAAGGGGGAGGGGAACGCUUCCUCUCCCUUUUUGCUCCUCUCCUUCUCUCGAAGCUCUCGGCCAAGCAGGGAUGUGGCCCAGGGCUCUCCAACCCCCCAAACCUCCGUCACCCCAUCCCCAUCCUCCUCUCCCUCCCAGGGCUCUGCGGGCUCCUUUCAACCGAAGCUUUCCUCGUCUUCCCCUUUCCCACCUUCACACCCCGUUCCCUCUUCCCUCCCUUCUCCCCACCUCCCCGUUUCACGCCGUUGUUUUUGGACACGGACCCAAACACGAGCAUUGCGUUCUCACUACCUCCGUCCCCAUCCCGCGACCAGAAGCCAUGCUGGAUCAGGAGGUCCCUCUCCUGCUGUGCUUUCCUUUCCCCUUUCUCCCCUCUCUGAUCUCCCUGGUAGUAUUUGACCCCUCGGCUACCGUAACUGUAAAUAGCCAGCUUCACUAUGUCAGCAAUGCUAACAGUACAGAAAACUGGGGGUUUUUUUUUUGGGGGGGUGGGGGUUCCUUUUUCUUUUUUUCGUCGUCGUUGUAUUGAUAUGAAAUGAGAUUUCUAUUUUUGUCAGAGUAUAUUGUAAUAAUACUGACCUUGGGCAUGGCCGAGCUGUGCAGCUGCUUUGUUCCACCCCGGCUCUCCCCGCACCCCAUGGAGGUUUUGGGUUCUGCUGCGGGGAACGUCCAGAAACUCCAAUUGGGAGCAGAAACCCACGGGAACUUCUCGGCCCCAUUCUCUGAGUUCCGUGCAGGGCGGCAGAGAGAAGAGAUUUGGGUUUGGAUUGAGGGCGAAAUCUCACAGCAUCCCCGGCUGGACCUGGCAGCGUGGCUCCUUGCAGGCAGUUUGCAGGCAAAUAGGACCUGAAAUGGGAAGGGGUGGGAGGUGGGGGUGGGGGUGGGGGGGGGGGUGGGGGGGUACAGCGGCUGUGCCGCAGCAGUUUCCCUGCAGUCACCCCUGGGUGCUUUUAGCAUCGUGUGCUCAUUCUUCCCCAUCCCAUUUGCUCCCCCCUCCUCCCCCCCCUGAACCCUAGCUAGCUCUUAUCUCAGCCCUAACCCUAAACCUUACCCGAAGUCUAACCUUAACUCUAACCCUAUAAUCCUAACCUCAACUCUAACCCUAUAAUCCUAACCUUAACCCUCACCCUAGCCCUAUAAACCUUACCCUUACUCUGUAACCCUUAGUCUAACCCUUACCCUAUAACCCUUACCCUUGCCCUUACCCUAACCCUAAUCCUAUAAUCCUAACCCUCACCCUAACCAUAUAACGCUUACCCUCUAACCCUCUAACCCUUAGCCUAACCCUUGCCCUAUAACCCUUACCCUAACCCUGUAAUCCUAACCUCCACCCUAACCGUAUACUGCUUACUCUUACCUUAACCCUAUAACCUUCACCCUAUAACCCUUACCCUAAGCCUAACCCUAUAACCCUUACCUUUACCCUAACCCUAUAA